AUGGCGGACACUGCCUCGAAGCAUCGAGCUGAGUUUGCCUUUGCUCAGCUUGAGAACGAGAGAUCUCUGACAUCUCUUCGUGACGAGCUAAGGGUAGCUCGUGGGAUUGUUGAUCGGUCUCGGGAUGAGAUAGUUGCUCUUCAGACCCUUGUUGAUGCCCACCAUCGGGAGCACAAGGCUCUCUGCGAGAUGUUUGAGCGCAAGGGCGUUCUUCAUCGGAAGAAGCAGCGUACUGAUGGUACGGCUUAA
Peronospora matthiolae is the source of this 249-nucleotide messenger RNA. Lineage: Eukaryota; Oomycota; Peronosporomycetes; Peronosporales; Peronosporaceae. The record is from the annotation of a GenBank genome assembly.